This is a messenger RNA of Adineta steineri, 1374 nucleotides long. NCBI's taxonomy places the organism in Eukaryota, Metazoa, Rotifera, Eurotatoria, Adinetida, Adinetidae. The record is from the annotation of a GenBank genome assembly.
AUGUCAUCGUUAAAUUUAACUGACGAAGAUUUUGUUAUCGAUAGCGAUGUAUUAUCAUCAAUUCGUAAAUCACAAUCACUUGCACGUAAUCCAUUUGAUCAUUAUGUUAAUGGUGUAUGUGGAUUAAUUAUUUGUCUUCUCGGUAUUGUUAGUAAUGCACUUAGUUUUUCAAUUUUAAUUCGUCGAGUAAUGCGUUUAUCAACAUACGUUUAUUUAGCUGGUUUAUGCUUAAGUGAUUUUACGACUUGUCUUUUUCUUUUACCUGGUUAUAUAUUAAAUGCAUAUCCACUUGAAAUACCUGAUUAUGAUUUACCACGAACAUAUGCCUAUACAAAAUUACUUAUCAUUGCAGGUGCAAUUAGUACAACAGGUCGUGUACUUAGUGUAUGGCUUUGUGUAGCUUUUACAAUUGAUCGAUGGAUAAUGAUUUGUCGUCCAUUUGUCGGUCCAAUUUAUUGUACAAUGAAAAAUGCUCGAUGUGUAACAUUAAUUAUUUUUAUAAUUGGUAUUUUUUAUGCAUUUCCACUUGUAUUAGAAUAUGAACCACAUGAAGAAACUGCUUUAAAUGAAAUACUUUUUGCAAAUACUAAUAAAAAGAACUAUCGUUAUAUAUUAAGUAAAUUAGGAAAAAAUUCUAUUUUUCGAUGGACUUAUGUUUUAAUUAAUGCACUUGGUGUUUAUGUUAUUCCAUUAACAAUUAUUAUCAUACUUAAUAGAAAAUUACUUAUAUCAAUUCGAUUACUUGAACAACGCUCAGCAGAAUAUAGAGCACCAUCACCUACUAAACAGGGUGUAACGGUAAUGCUACUAGCAACAACAAUAUUACUUCUUGUAUUUCGUUUACCAUCAGCUACUAUAUCAAUAAUGUGGUUAAUAAGUGCAAAAAUGUUUAUCAAUGAAAAACCACCAUUUCUUUUACGAAAAUUUCAUUCAAUUGCUAAUUUAUGUGCAACAUUAAAUGCAGCAACAACAUUUAUUAUGUUUAUUAUAUAUGGAGCAAAAUUUCGAUCAGAAUUUACAAAUAUUUAUUGUUGUUGUUUAAAUCGAUUGAAACGAAAACAAGUACUUUUUAAUAAUCAACAUGAACAAAAUAUAAAAGAAAUUCUAUCGAGUGAUAUUAAUGUUAAUGAACAAAGUAUUACGAAUCAAAUAAAUCCAUUUCCAAUCAAUCAAUCUUAUGGAAAAGUUCGUCAAGUUGAUACUCGACAUAGUAGUAGUGCAACAACAACAACAUCAAUUUCAUCUCUUCCGUCGUUAAGACGUCUAAGAUAUCAACGAAGAAGUCCACGUUAUUCAAUUGAACGAGAAUAUGAUUUUAUGAAUCAUAAUAAUCCUAACAGAAAUCUUCAACAACAUUAUGAGCUUACCACAUAA